Molecule: messenger RNA, 1836 nt
Organism: Pyrus x bretschneideri (Chinese white pear)
Lineage: Eukaryota; Viridiplantae; Streptophyta; Magnoliopsida; Rosales; Rosaceae
Product: myosin heavy chain, clone 203
Exons: 10
Coding region: 655-1476 (273 amino acids)
Source: RefSeq, a predicted model, not a curated record
GGGAGCCUACUGAUCAACAAAUACAAAUCAUUGAAUUUUGAUUCAACGGUUACAAUUAUUAUAAUUUUAGAAAAACUUUAUGUUUAUAGCCGUUUAAUCAAAAUCCAACCGCCUAUGUAUGUUGGUCAGAGGGUUCUGAGCUUGUGCUCACGAGAGGAUCCAAUUCCUACUUUAUACAUCCCAUAAAAAUUUUAAAUUUAUUUUAUUAACACUCUACAUAUUAUUAAAACACUUCACAUUUACUUUUUUUCAAUUAAAAUUUAUCUUCAUACAUCCUCAUCCCACGUACUUUCCGUAAUAAUCUCAUACCCCCCACACCACGUUCAACUUACAUCCCAUAUUUUCUACCUACACUCCACACUCCGUCAACCGAAGACUUCCAAAAUGGUAACCAGUGUUCUUCUGGUUGAUCGCGAAGAUUGUGAUUGUGAAAGUGAGUUUUUCAACUUGUGGAGUUGAAGACCAGAGCAGUAGGGUUCACAUAAACAAUUUUAUCGAAAGGAGGUUCAAUGGUAGCUUCAUGAAUUGAGUGGCUUCAACAUUUGUAGACGGAAGAAAUCGAACUCGAACUUCCAAAAAACAAAAAAAACAAAAACAAAAAAACCUCGAAAAACCGUCGGUGUGAGAAUUUCGUUGGCUGUGAUUGCAUGCUCCAUGGCGCCCUCCAAGCUCGCGAUUCUCUCAAUCUUUCUUGCCCUAAUUUUCUCCCAGAUUAGGGUUGAGGCUCAAACUCAUCGUAGUCCACACAUGGGAGGGCGUCUUCCGGAGGAAGCAAAGGAAGCGCUCAGUAUAAUGCCAGGUCGACCCAAAUCUCAACCCUACUCAACCUUAACUACUACAGAUGGAAGAACAGGGAAGGAAGGAAGAGAGGAGCAGAGCUCCGAUAAUUUUGAAUCCAACCGUGGCGAGAAGAAUAAGGAACAAAAGAAUGAGCAUAGCAAUAAAGGAAUUCAAAAGGAGUCGGAUAGCAUUUCUUCCUUGUGGAGUAAAAUCGAGUCUCUCCAGAAAAACGGGUCAUUAGUUGAGCAGCAGGUUGUGAAGGCUCAAGACCGUGCCGAUGAACUAGAGAAAAAGGUUAAGGAACUUGAACAGAAAUUACAAUCACAACGUAAGGAGCAAGAGGACUUGGAAUCCCGGGUAAAUGAAGCUGAGGAGAAGAUCAAUAAUUUGCUUUCAGAAAUAGAGAAUACUGGGAAGGCUAAUGAUGAGCAGGAGACCAAAAUGCAUAAAACUGACCAUGCUCUUGAAGUUAAAGUGGCUGAGGUGGAAAUGUGGAAGGCAAAGUUUGAAGCUACUCUAAAGGAAAAAGAGUUAAAUGAGGUUCAAGGUACAGUAAAAGAUUUGCUGAAGAGGCAUGAACUGACAAGACCUCUUGCUACAAAGGAGUUGGAGUGGUUUGCGGCCUCGGCUUUGUUGGCCCUGCUCAUUAUAAUUCUGGUUCAGAACUUUCUCCUGACUUUUCAGUACAAACGCUAAAAAACCUGUUCCAGGUACCAACCGUGCGCGUCGUAAGGCUAAAAGGGGCCAUCCAGAGAAGUAAGCUGCUACUGGCAUUGUUCACAUGUCCUUUUUCUGUGUAUGAUUGAAUCCUCUGUGUAAAAUGUUUGAAACAGUGAUGCACUAGUUAAACGUUAAGAUAAGUCUACGAGUUGGUGGUGUGUAGUGUGGGCAGCUUUUACUUAUGUCGUUGAAAGGUGUGUUUUAGUUUAUUUUUCAGUUGAAAGGUGUGUUCUAGUUUAUCUUUUAGUGUAUUCGGAAUAUAACCGAGAAACUACAUAACAAUAUCAUUGUAUAUAAGUGGGGUUUCGAUCAUAAAUGGCUAUUGAAUUUACAUGA